CGAAGGCGGUGGAGGUGACGACUUCGGCAUUGGAGCACGUGGUGACUUCAACGACGUGAGCAUGGCGGAUGACUUCGAGAGCGACGGCGAGGACGAGAUCCCAGCACGGAGGGUCAAGGUCUAGAAUCUUGUUACUGCUGUUUGCUGCUCGAGCAGUCUUGAGCCGAUGCUCAAAUUCAUGGUUUGGAAGGUUGAGCGACUGCAGACUGAGCUGACGCCUCAUCAGAUGUGUCGUUGUUUGACAGGGUUCUAUGGUCUUGGCGCUACUUGAUGAUGUUUGUGAUUGCUGUAUGGAUGCCCAAUUCCGAUUCUCAAUGCACGCUCUUUCAUCCCGAGUUCCAGGUUGUCUACUGCCGUGCCGAGAGAGGGAGGCGUUUGCGCCGAAAGCUUGAUGAGGAUUUCCGACUAGCAGUAGUCCGCGUCGACUUCAUGGACCAGGUCUUGAUGUAUGAGGUUGAUGCGAGUCAUUGAGCGCUUGCUUCUACAUGGUCUAUGAGGCUGUGCGUUCGACAGGGUCUUGGCGUAAUGGGGAACUGGUUACCAAGGGCUUCCUUUGAUGAAUUCAGUUCUUGGGUGGCAGCCUGGACUCGCCAUUGAGAUCGCCUAUCUGUGCAGAUCUAGUGGUGGCUACCGAACGUUUGGUCGUCGGAAUUCCUGUACGAGCGCGAGGCGUGGUCAUGGGCAUGCUGCUAGGAUCUAGCUACUUACUGUAUAUAUAGCCGUGGCUGCAUUGAUCAUGCUCGCUUUUG
Molecule: messenger RNA, 749 nt
Organism: Pseudocercospora fijiensis CIRAD86
Lineage: Eukaryota; Fungi; Ascomycota; Dothideomycetes; Mycosphaerellales; Mycosphaerellaceae
Exons: 2
Coding region: 271-471 (66 amino acids)
Source: RefSeq, a predicted model, not a curated record